Messenger RNA from Danio aesculapii, 1829 nucleotides. RefSeq names its product interferon-induced protein 44-like. The record is from RefSeq and is a predicted model, not a curated record. Bases 90 to 1424 code for a protein of 444 amino acids. The transcript is spliced from 8 exons. NCBI's taxonomy places the organism in Eukaryota, Metazoa, Chordata, Actinopteri, Cypriniformes, Danionidae.
AUGUCUGUUUCAGAGAAAACGAAAGUACGUAAACCCCUGCAGUUUGUUUCAGGUAUCAAGGACUAGAGGUGUAAGCGACUUAUUCUAAGAUGAGCACCGUCACAUCUAGCUUGAGUAAAUGGCAAGAAAAGAAACUCAGCUCAUUGCUAAACCACGCCAAACUCAGCCUGCUGUACAAAGCCAGCGUGCAUGGCUACCAUAUUACUACAUUUCAUCAAAAGUGUAAUACGCAGGGAUCAACUGUUAUUGUAGCUUACAAUAAGUCUGGGUAUGUUUUUGGAGCUUUCAUUAGCAAAAAUUAUACACAGUCAGGACAAAAUGUUAUCGACGACAAAGCUUUUCUGUUCAGUUUUAAUGACAAAGAAAUGAAAGAAGCUCCUCUGCGUGUGGUUAGUGGAAAUCCACAGUUGUCUUUCACGGACAAUGGGCCCAACUUUGGUUCUUUAAUAUUUCUUUACAAUAAUACGGCCACAGUCUACAGUUACCCAACAGGUCCAUACCAAUUUGAUCCACUGCGGGUGCAUGGCAAUGACUUACAGCUGACAGAAUGUGAGGUUUACAGAGUGGAAGAUUGUGGAGGACUGAUGGAGAAACCAUGGAGAAAUGUGCACUGGGACCCAGAGAGAAGGAAGGCACUCUUGAGCAUGAUAUCCAGCUGGAAACCUUCUGUUAACUCAGUUAAACAGGCCCGGAUUCUUUUGGUGGGUCCCAUUGGUGCUGGAAAAUCAAGCUUUUUCAACUCCAUCAACUCUGUAUUCAAGGGUUACGUGAGCUUGCAGGCCAACACUGGCACUGCUGGAACCAGUUUGACCACUCAGUUUCGUACCUACAAGAUAAAGCCAGGCAGCAGUAUCAGCCAUGUUCCCUUUACUUUGUGUGACACGAUGGGUUUGGAGGAGGGUUUGAACUGUGGAUUGGAUGUAGAUGAUUUUGCCAGUAUUUUGAAGGGUCACAUUCAAGACAGGUAUCAGUUUAACCCAUCGAUGCCUCUACAGCCAGACACUCCUCAUUUCCAUAAAUCUCCUGGCUUGAAGGACAAGAUUCACUGUGUGGUGUAUGUGAUUGACACCUGCAAAGUCAAGCUCCUCUCUGACAAAGUGAUUGACAAGUUUGCAAUUUUUCGGAGAAAAACCAACCAGCUGGGUAUUCCUCAGCUAGUUCUGUUGACUAAGGUGGAUGAAGCCUGCCCCUUAGUGGCAGAAGACCUGAAAAACAUCUACCGGAGUUUCUACGUCAACAAAAUGAUGCAGGAGGUUAGCACUCAGCUUGGAGUUUCUCUGUCUGCUGUGGUCCCAGUGAAAAACUACUCCCAGGAACUGGAAAUAGACCCUCAAAAUGACAUACUGCUUUUGAAUGCUGUUGUUCACAUGCUUAGAGCCGCUGAGGGCUUUUUUGAUGAUCUUCCAGAGGAGAGGUCUGAGUAGAGCACAGUUUCUAAUACCUACCUUGCAUGCUUGCAUGUAGCUUAGUAAUGGUAAUCAAUUUUCUAGUAGUAUAGGAAAUCCUGUCCUUAUCCAGUCUUUUGGAUAUAUUUUGUUAUGAAGAUUCAAAUUAUUUGUGUUUCAAAUGAUCAAUGCCAGAUGUCUAAUAUUUAAGUUUGUGGUUUUAGAAUGGUAUAAUGGCUGGAACAAUAAAGAUAUGAUAAGCUAAAGUAGUGAGUGUUAAUAGAUGUUCAAAAUGUGUAAUGUGGGUUUGAAUAUAAUUUUUUGGAAGCUCUGCAUGGCUAUAAUGAAAAUAAACGUAGAUCAUGUGUACUGUAUUCAGUGAAAAACACUGCAAUGAGGAACAAAACAAUGUUGUAUUGGAUAAAUAUUCAUUCAUUCACUUUC